UGUGUGCCGGCAGCGGGGCCAUGGCCGGGGCGGGGAGCGCAGCGCGGAGGCUGCUCCAGCCCUGCAGCCCGCGGGGCAGCGCGGAGAUACCACAAAAGUAUCUGGCCCCUCUGGGAAAAGAGGGAGAAGCAGCUAAAGCCGAGGAGGAGUGACAAAGUGAGGAGCUGCUGAAACAGACGGCAGCCGAGAGGCAGAAGAUCGUCGGGGAGUGGCAGGAGCUGCGAGGGUGUCUGGAGGAGCAGGAACAGCGUCUGCUGGCCCGGCUGGAAGAGCUAGAGAGAGCCAUUGUCCAGAGAAGGGAUGAGGGCCUCUGCAGCCUGUUGUGGGAGAUUUCCCUGCUCAGCGAGAGGGGAGGAGAGAAGGAGCAGCAGCCGCUGAGCCAACCCCUGCAGGGUGUUGGGAGCACUGGGGGCAGCAGGGAGGACAGGACAUUUCGGAAGCUAGAGCCGUCGUUUGCGGAGCUGGAGAAGAGACUCAGCGAUUUUUCUCUGAAAAGUGCCAUGCUGCAGGAGGUGGUGCUGAGAUUCAAAGCCAUCCCGAUGAUAAUUAAUUUCUGGGAAACAUCCUCAGCAGAAUUAUUUGAAGGUGUUGUACCAGACAGUAAAGGCACAGAGGCAGUGGCUUGUGGGAAAGAGGGCGGCAGAGUAAUGCCCACCUUUGGCUCCAGAUUGUCCCAGCCUCCCACGGGACAGGGAAGGGACCUGGCUGUAGUGGAGCCAGUCCAGGGGCCGGUGACCUUCGAGGAGGUGGCUGUGUAUUUCACCAGGGAAGAGUGGGCUCUGCUGGACCCCCAUCAAAGAGCCCUCUGCAGAGACGUCAUGCAGGAGAACUAUGAGAAUGUGACCUCGCUGGCAGGUGAUGCAAUGGUACGUGAGAAAGAGGAGCAGAAUUCUCUGCAGGAAAAUGUUGAGCAAGUGGAUAAACACAGAGAAUUAUCGCAACGAUCGAAAAGGAAUGUGUCCAGGAGUCAUGAGCAGGGAAACUCCUGUGAGAGUCAGCACAGACCAGAAAAAGAGCAGGGAAACCAGCCAGGGGAGAAAGUGGGUAAAUUAAUUUCAUGAGAAGGAACUCAGAAGGACCUCAAGGAAACCACAACACAGCAGGAAAUCCUUAUGGGAAAGAGCAAAAAUACAUGCACUGUGUGUGGGAAAAACUUACGUGACUAUUCAGCCCGUAAAGAGCAUCAUAGAAUCCACACAGGUGAGAAACCCUAUGAAUGCAGUGAGUGUGGGAAAACCUUCAAGCGCCGCUCACAUCUUAUUUCCCAUCAGAGAAUCCACACAGGGGAGAAGCCCCAUGGAUGCAGUGAGUGUGGGGAAACCUUCAGCCGCAGCUCACACCUUAUUACCCAUCAGAGAAUCCACACAGGGGAGAGGCCCUAUGAAUGCAGUGAGUGUGGGAAAAAUUUCACUCACAGAUUCAGCCUUAUUAAUCAUCAGAGAAUCCACAUGGGGGAAAGGCCCUUUAAAUGCCAUGAGUGUGGAAAAUGCUUCAUUAACACCUCAACUCUUUCUAAACAUCAGAGAAUCCACACAGGGCAGAGGCCCUAUGAAUGUAGUGAGUGUGGGAAAAACUUCACUCACAGAUCAGGCCUUUCUGAACAUCAGAGAAUCCACACAGGGGAGAGGCCGUAUGAAUGCAAUGGGUGUGGGAAAACUUUCAAUCGGAGCUCAAACCUUAUUACUCAUCAGAGAAUCCACACAGGAGAGCCACCCUAUGAAUGUAGUGAGUGUGGGAAAACCUUCGCUUGGCACUCAGCCCAUGUUAGUCAUCAGAGAAUCUGCCAGGGAGCUCAACACCAUAAAAACCUCUAGGGCAGGGCUGCACAACUCGUAAAGCAGUGAGGGCCAUAUUACUCCAAAGAAAACAUCUGAAGGCUGAACUCCCCUCCCCGCUCAGCACCGACAGAACACCACCCCCGCCAAAACACACACACACCCAGUGCUGCCUGCACUGUGGAAACAAACCCUCCUUCCCCAGUACCACCCCGCUGAAACAGCUGUGGGCCAAAAAGGAAGAUUGGGGGGAUACUUUAUUAAGAAUUUUUCAAUUCAAGCAAACAAUUUUUUAAAUUUUUUUUUUUUAUGAAUCAGGGAAAAAUGAAAAACACCAGUUUUGUUGAAAGAAAACUUUGUACUUUUCAUAAUUACCUUGCAAAUUUAAUGAGAGAUAUUGCAUCUCUUUUGGGCAACAAGCUUGUCAUAUUCAGGGGUCAUAUCUGAAGUGGAUAUUUUCAUUAUGUCUUCCAAAUGGUCGUCAGUCAGAGAAGAACAUUACUUGUUUUUAUUCAUGUUCGUGGUGGAAAAUGAUUUUUCACAUAUGUAGGUGCUUCCGAAAAUGCUGAAUGUUUUCAGUGCAACUUCAAUAAGAUUCUUGUAUUUUUCAUCAUCCAGAUUUUUGUAGAAGUCCCACAGGCUGCUUUCUCUGUACUUAUAUCGGUAAACUGCCGAACAUUGAAGUUCAGUAACCUCCAAAUGCAAAUCUACUGGCACUUCCUCUGGAUCCACAGAAAAGGGAUCUUCAAUCAGCUUCAACUGGACAUCGUCGUCUUUAGACAAAGUAAGUCUUCUGUCAAAUUCUUCAAUCAAAAGAUUGAUGUGCUUUGCAUAUUUUUCUCCUAACUCAGCGUGUUUGUGCUGAGGGAUACACUGUGCACAAGUGGGAAAGUGACACAUUUCACCUUUUGACAGCCGACUUCUGAAAAGUUUCAAUUUCAUUUUGAAAGCUUUCACUGCUGCACACAUUUGAAAUAUAAGUUGAUUUUUUCCCUUUGAAGUUGAAUGUUGAGAUCAUUCAGGUGUGCUGUAAUAUCACAAAAGAAAAAGAGAUCUUGAUUCUAGGACUCAUUUUCAAGCUCUGGGAAUUUUAUUGGCCCAUUUUCUACGAAUUUUGCUACCUCCUCUUUCAAAGGAAUGAAACGGCGCAGCACUUUUCCUCGACUCAACCACCUCACUUCCGUAUGACUGCACUCAGUGUUUACCCCUUCAAGAAGGGCUCGGAAUGUCCUAUGUUUUAGUCCUCUAGAACGGGUGUCGUUUACAAUGGAAACUAUCACUGACGUUACAUGCUCAGAUUUUAAGACUUUCUACACAAAACCUGCUGAUGUAAAUGCAGUGAUGUUUGGUUAUUUGUCUCCCAAUAAAUUCUUCAAGAAGA
Molecule: messenger RNA, 3156 nt
Organism: Gopherus flavomarginatus (Mexican gopher tortoise)
Lineage: Eukaryota; Metazoa; Chordata; Testudines; Testudinidae
Product: zinc finger protein 436-like
Exons: 9
Coding region: 501-1061 (186 amino acids)
Biological process (GO): regulation of DNA-templated transcription
Source: RefSeq, a predicted model, not a curated record